This is a messenger RNA of Gavia stellata (red-throated loon), 4624 nucleotides long. It is a transcript of the gene CD99L2, whose product is annotated as CD99 molecule like 2. The record is from RefSeq and is a predicted model, not a curated record. Bases 1 to 786 code for a protein of 261 amino acids. Lineage: Eukaryota; Metazoa; Chordata; Aves; Gaviiformes; Gaviidae. The transcript is spliced from 11 exons.
AUGACCGGCCGCCGCCGCCUCCUGGGGCUCCUCCUCGCCUUCGCCGCGCUGCUGGGCGCAGGUCAUGGGGACGACCCAGGUGACUUCAGCCUAGAAGAUGCCCUGUAUGACCUCAGCACCAAGCGACCCACUCCCAAGGGCCCCAGAAAGCCGGCAGGUGAGACAGGCUUUGAUUUGGCUGAUUACUUUGACACCCCUCUGGAGACUACCACCAAACCAGCCAAGCCGACUCCAAAGCCUUUCCCCAGGCCAGGGAAGCCAGACAACAGCUUUUGGGAUGUCAUCCGCACCACCACGACCAAGCAGCCAAAAACUACGAGGGCCCCCCCCAAGCCUAACCCAGCAAAGAAUCCUAUGGAUUUUGACUUGGCUGAUGCCCUUGAUGAUAAGAACGAUGGGAAAGAUGCUGGGAGGCCGGACGUAAGGCCAGGUGAAGCAUUUUCGGAUGACGACCUGGCCGGCAUCGUGGACGGCGGCUACAGCCCGGACAAGAAGAAAGGUGCCGGGGGCAGCACCGACAGUGACUAUGGCGGAGGGAGAGUAGCAGAGACGGGGACGAUCGCCGGCAUCGCCAGCGCCCUGGCCAUGGCCCUCAUUGGGGCCGUCUCCAGCUACAUCUCCUACCAGCAGAAGAAGUUCUGCUUCAGCAUCCAGCAGGGACUUAAUGCGGAAUAUGUGAAAGGAGAAAACAUGGAAGCUGUCGUAAGCGAGGAACCCCAAGUUAAAUAUUCCGUACUGGAAACACAGUCAGCAGAACCACCAAAACAAGACAGUGCGAAGUUGUAAAGCAUGACCCGGGGCUAGCAAAGAAUCAGUCAGCAGCGAAUGGAGAUCCUACAUGCUUGUAAUUUAGCUUUUUAUUUAAUUUGACUCCAAAGCUAUUUAAUGUAUACGUAGGCUUGAACUGGCUUCUUAUUGCUCUAGGCUUUAGGGUUAGCGUGGUAGUAUGUGUUUAUUUUUUUGUAAAGAGGUAUAUGUUUACAUUGAAGUAAUGUUGUAGGUUUGAUGUCCAGUAGUAUACCAACCGACAGAAGAUGCGUCAGUAGUGGUCGAUUUUCCAUUAAGGGGCAAGAUCUUUGUCAAGGAGCAGAAGAGCUUACAGGUGUGAGGACAGUGAAGUGCCUGUACAUAGCAAUCCAAAGCAAACCAUUCAAAGCCCUUUGUAAAGCACCUCCAGCCAACUUCUGCCAUCAGCUGUGGGCACGUCACUUCCAACGGCAGUGAUGAAGACGGCACAUUUCCUGAGGGUAGAUUGCGGUCCUUAGCGUAGCUACACCUAAAAAUGAAGUGCCUAUGGGUAGGUCCUCGGCGGGGCCUUGGGCUGAGGCAGGUGACUCCCUGCUCCGAAGCCAGGAGUUGAGGAUGCUUCACCACCGCGCAGCACUGGGCUUCUAACCACGUAAAAGGACCUGAUUUUCACGCCAAGUCAUAAAUACAGGUAAAAGCCGCGGGUGCAGCGUUCACUUUUAGCAAAUACCAUUUGAAUGCUUGGCUAUGCUAGAGAUGGGAACGGAGCUGGAGCUGCCAAGCGAUGCAAUUUGUCUGUGCGACGUGAGAUACCUACAUUGUCACCGAAAUGAAAACUCGGUGUGUUUGGAUGCUUUCAAGGAGAGGUUCAGAUCUCAUUCACACUAGAACAAAGUACAGAUUUAACCCAAAAGGAAACACAGUAUGUAUCCGUUAGGUCCCGUAACACUCACCACCACAAGAGAAGUCAAGCUCAGCAAGAUGCAGUCCCCCCACCUUCUCCUUUUACCAUCAACGCAACUAUUGAGAGUGCUCCCUGGCACCCGAGGCAGAAAAAGGAUAUAAAGCUUUGUCCUUUGUAUCACUGACUAACCUUUAAAAAAGGCGGAAUCUCCUGAGAGGAUGGGUCCUCCAUCGCCAUCCUGCGUGGGGUUCCUGCAGCUUUCUGGGAAGCAUGGGGCUGGGAGCGGUGCUGAGCGGGACUCUGGGCUGCCGCCGCGGCAGCACCGCGAUCCCACGUGAGCGCAGCCCUCUUCGACGUUGUGGAACCGGUAUCGAGACCCGACCUUCGCUAUCUUGCAAGAAUUUGUGUUUAAGUUUCUAAUCCCUCCCCUACCCUUUUUUAUCACUGUGAAAAUGUGGAUACUGCCACUUAACCAAAUCAACGAUUAAUUGCUUAAAAAGCGUGCAUCAAGUGAAGGAAAAUUCACUUUACGUGGUGUAAGAGGUACUCACUAUUUAUAUAUAAACCUGAAAUGUGUGCAUUUUGUACUGUUUUGCAAAUCCCAUAUUUUGUGAAUGUGUAUGUAAAAAAAAAGCCUUUCGGUUUGAUGUACGAAUUCACAGCUUUCAGGCAGACACGACUUACAGAAGGCCUUGCCAGGAGGUGAAUCAGCCUAGGAGCAUUGCUGCCUAACAGCUCCAUUUGAAAGGAUAUUGCCUAGUAACAUGGUUAAGUAUUUUGCAAUAGCUGCACAAUUCUUUAUGCUCUUUUUAACACUUGCAUUUUUAAAGCCUUACACUAGCUCUAGCAGAACAGCUACAGUGUUUUAUAAGGGAGACGAGUUCUAGGGAUAAGUGGUGCCUCACGUGUAUUCAGAACGCUUAGGCUACCACAAUACUGCUACUAACUACUGCUGCUUUGUUUUAUGAAUGUGUUUGGAUUAGAAAACAGAAUAUUUAAUUAUUGGCUGCUCAGAGAUUGGAAGCAGAGGAAACAGAGAUGGGAUGCACUCUGCCUUUGCUUACUCCCCGAGGAUUUCCACGGAGGAAGCGUGGUCUGCACGAUUUGGACCAUCACGUGCAGCCGCUCAGAUGCCAACGAAGCCACGCAGCUGAGUUUGUGUAUCUCUACUCCCAAACACUGUUGCCUGUUUUUCUUUCUUAGCCAAACACAUUUGAAAGCUGUAGCAUGAAAAAUGUUUUCAGAAAGUUAUUGCAGAUGAAGUGCUACAACAUGGCAUUGAUGAACGCUAGGAGCCGUUUUCCUUGCUUAGAUCAAGUGACCGUGAUUCCAUUUCUCCCUUUGCCGAUGACUGUGUUUUCUGUAGAUGCAGAUCAUCAGUUUUACCGUAUUUCUGAUGCCGUGCCCUCCCCGUUUGUCCACUGGACAGUGCAAUGGAGUGCCCAGCAUUGCUUAAAGAAUAUAGCGCCUACCCCUCCUUUGGGAAACUCUUACACUAGAACAUAUGAGAAACACGUGUCUAAUUCACAAAUACUGCAGUUUUAAAAAAAAAAAAAAAAAAAAAAAAGCUGUUUCACUGAAAAAACCCACCCAGCUUUUAGAACUCAGAAGUUGCUCCUUUCCCCCAAGGCCUUUUCUAUGACUUUGGUGAAUACUUAGCUUUAGUGUAAUUUCUAGAUAUGUGGAAAACCAUAAAUGCACAGUGAAAGGGAGCACUUUUUCAAAGAUGUACACUAAGAGAAUUCAAGAUCUCUUUCUCUAGGAUUUCAAAUAGGAAACUAUUGACAAAUACCACAGUAAUUAAACUUGGUCUUCUCUUCAAACCUGGGCAAAAGUCAAAGUCUUAAUGUGCUAGAUGUUUGUAAAGGCUCAAAUUGCUCUUUUAUUGCAGUCUGUCUCCUUCUCCAUCUGAACUGUCAGACCAGUCUCUGAGAAGUAAGGAGUUCAUACAUCCUCUGUAUUUUAGGCAUUAUAGCAACUGAGAGGAUUCCUGUGUAUUUUCUUAGUAGUGAUCCAAAUUCUGAAACAACUGACCCAGCACUAACCUCUCUAACUACUUUCAUUUAAUUGGUAUCUAGUCUCUUUAAAUCUGGAUCUGGGCUUUUUAAAAAUCCUGCACUUUAGGUUCUGUAUACAUGGUAUGAACUUUCUCAUUCUUUAUUAAAAAAGGCCAUAAAACAAUGGAAAACUGGGAUUUUUUUUUUUCAUGAAUCCAAAACCUAUAAGCUGAACUCUUAGCUGCCCUGAGAGUUUAUGUACUACCCGUGCCGUGACCUCUUAUCACACCUCACUUCUUCAAGGUUGACUAAAGCUAUUUUUUAAUGAAAUGAUUGAGAAAAGGUUUCUCAAUUACAGAGAAAACAGAGAACUGAAAGAAUUUAACUAGCUCUUCUCUUGUUGUUUAUUCUAUCAAUUACUUGCAUUUUCCUUUGGCAAUAUUGUAGCAGUUUCUUCACUGGAGAUUUGGCAGUACUGUAGUAGUUUCUUUUGUUUAGAUUCUUCAGUCGAGAAUACUCUGACAUGAAUUUCAGGUAUUUUGGCACUAUGAAUUCAGCCAUUUUCAUGUAACACCACUAAGGAACCCUUACAAGUGCUAUAAUGCCAUUCUUAACUACUCAUUUGUUGUGAUAACAAUGGAACUAGUCCAUAAUACCAUUUCAAAUUCUGAAAAAGUAAGAUGAGUCGACAGGCUAAGGCUUUAAAAAUUUGCUUCUGCAACAAAGGAGGUUCAGGAACAAAUGAAAUUCAGAAACAACGGUGGUGUGAAAUUAGAGAACACUUUCUUUUGAGUGAAGUCCUUACUUAAAAGCAAGGCGUAUUGUUUGCUGAUGCAGAAGUGAUCUAUACCAAAUGAAGGCUGAAUGUUAUGCUGUAAGAAAACAAGAUUCAUUUUGCUAAUGUGCAUGUAAGGAUCAUGGGGGUAAAAAUCAGAAUUUGACUACCAUUGGAAAGCACUAAAUAAAACAAAUUGAC